Messenger RNA from Diachasmimorpha longicaudata, 3503 nucleotides. RefSeq names its product zydeco (gene zyd). Gene Ontology annotation, molecular function: calcium, potassium:sodium antiporter activity; calcium channel activity. NCBI's taxonomy places the organism in Eukaryota, Metazoa, Arthropoda, Insecta, Hymenoptera, Braconidae. The record is from RefSeq and is a predicted model, not a curated record. The coding region runs from base 564 to 1970 and encodes 468 amino acids. Gene Ontology annotation, biological process: calcium ion transmembrane transport; intracellular calcium ion homeostasis. Gene Ontology annotation, cellular component: plasma membrane. The transcript is spliced from 8 exons.
UGGAAUAGUCAAAGUUAACUGGUCUCUGGCUGAUGUGUACGCUAGAUGAAAACUUGUCUACUGGUCUAUCCUCUGCAUUCGUUGCACUCGCAGUGAUCGUUGCACACUCGUCGCAACGUCGGACGUAUCGUUCGGUAUCAUAACAACACAAUUUUCCAGAUUCAUCGAUUCAAUCACUGAAUCGUGAAAAAAAAAGAAGUUGUAAAUUUUAUUUUUUUAUUGCAAUUGUCGAAGAGGACGAGUCUGAGUAAACAGCCGAGGACGGAGAAUCCGUUGGGUCUGCGGGAGGCGUCCAAGCGUCUAGGGGGUUUGAUCGAUCGAGAAUAAACUGGGGAGUCGAACGCGAGCGGUGUUAACGUCUUUUUCCACUUCUCGCUAUUUCUGCAAAGGACUUAAAAAAUUGUUGUUUCGUUUAUUGAUUUUUUAAAUAUAUUUUCGACGGAGCGAUUGAAACGGUCGACGGCUGUACCACUCACGAAGGGAGGGGCAUGCCAUUCAACAAACGAUGUGGUACUUCGGAGUAGUUGUUAAUGUAGUAUGUGUGUGACAACGGGAUUGACAACAUGGAUACAGUGGGUAAUUGCACACUGCCGGCAAUCGAGGACUUUCCACAUGACCUGUUUGACGAGGGGCAACGACAAGCCGGUGCUGUCGUCGUACAUGUCCUCAUAUCUCUUUACCUGUUCAUCGCUUUAGCGGUAGUAUGCGACAAAUUUUUCGUACCUGCUGUAGAAAGAAUAUGCCAUGCGUUGUCAAUGUCGAAGGACGUUGCAGGCGCCACAUUCAUGGCAGCCGCGACAUCCGCACCCGAGUUGUUCGUCAACGCAAUUGGCACAUUCAUCACCGAAGGUGAUAUCGGUGUCGGUACAAUAGUAGGAUCGGCGGUCUUUAAUAUUCUCGCAGUACCCGCCUGCUGUGGAAUUGGCGCUGGAAUGGUCGUUCCACUGGAUUGGUGGCCAGUGAGCAGAGACUGUUUGGCCUACGGCGUCACUGUUGCAAUCUUAAUCUGCAUUAUUCACGACGAGAGGGUGGAAUGGUACGAGGCACUGUGUCUGGUGCUUCUUUACAUCGUUUACAUCGCUGUUAUGUACUGGGACAAAUCAUUUCAACGGUGUACGAGAUUCCGGACGAAGAACAGUGUUUCAUCGUCGGAGGAUGGGCGAAUUACUCCAGGGGACGCUGGGGAAAUGCACUUAUCAAGAUCCGAUAAAUUACAAUCACCGGGUGAGAGAGGUGAACAAAUUGCAACCAUCGAUGUACCACUGCAGAAUGGUGGCACUAAAAGCCAAGAGGAGAAUCACGAUGCUGAUUAUGAAUAUGAAUUACUAGUUUGGCCAGCCCGAGGUGGUUGGAUCCGAAAAACCGCAUGGAUCCUCACCUGGCCAAUUCACCUCAUCUUCAUGUGUACAAUCCCCGACUGCGAGAAGCCAAGAUUUAAAAAGUGGUUCCCAAUAACAUUCAUCAUGUGCAUCAUAUGGAUAGGCUCACUCAGUUACGUCGUAGCCUGGAUGAUCACAAUUAUCGGCGAUACACUGAAGAUACCAGACUCGGUUAUGGGUAUAACAUUUUUAGCUGCUGGAACUAGUGUGCCAGAAGCUGUCUCAAGUGUUAUUGUAGCGAAACAAGGUCACGGAUCGAUGGGAAUCAGCAACUCGAUCGGCUCAAAUACAUUCGACAUACUACUGUGCCUCGGUUUACCCUGGCUCAUUAAGUCAUCAUUCUCACCGACAAUCCCUGGUCGUCACUUCAUAAGCAUCAACUCCGGUGGUCUAGAGUACAGCGCAAUAUCACUACUCUCGACUCUACUACUUCUCUACAUAGCGUUUGCAUCAAACAAAUUUCAGCUUGAUCAGAAAGUUGGACGUGCUUGUCUCUGCAUGUAUGCAGUCUUUCUCAUUCUCGCCUCGCUUAUCGAGCUCAAUGUCUUCUUCAGGGUAAAUCUUCCAACUUGCAAGAAAACAGUCAAGUGAUAUGAAAUUUCCUAGAAUCUCAUUAAUUCAAUUUUUUUUAAGUCUUCUGAGAAUUGAGGUUUUGCAGGAAAUCAGAAUGGAGAAUGUCGGACGAAUAUUUGAAAGAAUAUUUAAUGUUCUCCAUUCGAUUUUCAUUUUUGACAAUAAAAAACACGUGCGAAAAAAUUUUAUAGGAAUAUCUAGUAUUUUUAUCAGAAAAUUGAAUUUCCAUUGAACUUCCUUCAGGAAUUUCACGAGUUUCCCGGUGAUUCUAUUAAAAAAUCAGUGAUUUGUCUGAAUAUUUUUGAUUGAAAUGUUGAGUAUAAAUUAUUCUACAAAAAAUGAAUAGAUGUGAAUGUUUUUUUCAAAUUCUUCUGUCUUAUCUCCAAACAUCAAAAAUAUGUCUCAUGUUUAUCUCUUGAUUCUUAUUCUGAUUAUAUUUGUUUACCUCCAUUGUGACUUACGUUCUCACCCCUAUUUUCUGGCCUUAAUUUUCUUAUUUUCUAUUCUUAUCUCAAUUCCGUGUUCUAAUUUUUAUUUUAUCGUAUAAACACCCUCUGCAUAGAAAUUCUACAUUUUAAUUCGUUCUCCACCGAAAGGAGAUCAGAAAUACAAUGGAAAAACCACGAAAAACAACGCCUGUUGUUCUAUAACAAUUUUUUUGUCUCAAACAUUUCUAUCAGAAAACUAAUAGAACCUCUAAUAGAAGUGCCUACGAUGCACUAGACUUUUCUAUCGAAUAUUUUCGUACGUAAACAUCAUGCAAAGCCCAAAUCAUUGAUCUACCCUUGAGAUAUUCAGAUUACAGUCUGAAUGUGUUGGCAUUUUUGUUUCUUCGUUAUUAUUUCUUUCAUGAGAAAACACGUGUUGUCAGAGAUAUAUGGGGUGUUUCUGAAGCACCAGAAUGUCUGUUACAUAACACCCUGUCUUUGAAGGUGCCCUACGUAAUAUCGACUCAGAGACUUUCAAAUUUAUUCGCAUAUAAAUAUCUACAUGGGCGCACACGUAUUAUUUUCCCCCCUUUCGCCCACCCACUACCCUAUUCAACCCUCUGUGUACAGUUUUUAUCACACACUUGAUACCAAGAAUUCAAAAAGGCAUUUUAUACGUUCAUAACUCUUCUGGAAUUUUUUUCCCUUCCUUUAGAACACUCGAGAAUCAAGUUUUAGCCAAAGAUUAUUAUUCUCAUGUAUUAUUUCCAUGUCUGUUGAUUUUCAGAGAAUAUUCUCAGCUCUCUCUCUCUCACUGUCUCUUUGAACCCACUGUCCCUCGCUCUCUAUUUUAUAGACUAUUUUGGUAAUUUGUAAGUUAAGAGGACAUCAUUUUUAUUGUUAUUUUUUUUGGCACGGAUUUUGAAACAACGAAGGUGAUAAUGAGUGCCGGCAAAUGAGUCAAUUAUUGCGUCGAUUUUAGGUCAAGGUUGCACAAGUGGAAAAUUUGAUUCUUGGAAAUUGUUGUGGAAUUACGGAAAAUUGAAAAGUGGAACAUACGUAGCUAGUUAAAUUUAUGACUUAAGAUUAAUAAAUUGCAGUAAUAAAUUAUUAUAAAAUAAUA